Messenger RNA from Anopheles nili, 1051 nucleotides. RefSeq lists its product as uncharacterized. NCBI's taxonomy places the organism in Eukaryota, Metazoa, Arthropoda, Insecta, Diptera, Culicidae. Bases 1 to 912 code for a protein of 303 amino acids. The transcript has 5 exons. The record is from RefSeq and is a predicted model, not a curated record.
AUGAUGAAACGAUCGCUAAUUGCAUUGCGUCCGAGGAGACAGAGGCCGCGACCAUUCGCGCUUCUGCUGAUGAUCCUGCUGGCGUUUGAUGCCGUCUCGUUCACAAGCGCGUUCAUCGUUCCGGAGGAGCUGCCAUCGAUACUUUCCCUGGUUUAUUCCAACAUUCCGCCGAUCAAGAAAGGAACCGACUCACGGUUAGGAUUUGGCUUUCGACUUGGGGAGCACGCGGACUUUCAGGUGCAAUUGGAACUGGGCCCGCAGCUUAAUACGCGACCGAUAGGAGCGUCUUCGGGUAGCAGCAAACGAUACGUAGACAACGAUGAGUAUUCAAAUUCGAUAAAGACUCCCAACCGGAAUGGCGGAACGUCCUCUUGGCUUCAGGCGUGGUCGAAGCAAACGAAGCAGCGCCAGCAGUUCAACAAGGACAAGCUGCGGGACUCUCUGAUGCCACCGGCACCGAUCAUGGACGAGGGUGCAUAUAACCAACUACAGCAGCUCUACGAAAUGAACAAGCAGCGCGAAUACGAGGACUCGAUUGGGACGCUGCCGGCGGAAGUGUUAGAAGCACGCAUCAAACAGCUGAAAGCUCUCCACAGCCCAGUGGUUCCAUUCAAACCAAUGCCUAGUGAACCGAGGACUGGAGCAAGCGGAUUAAAAGACCUCUCCGAGGUGUCGGAACAACCGAACGGGACCAGCGCAAGCGUUAUAGUUGUAAUGCCGGACAACUCGACGAGUACUGCUUCCGAUUUGACAUCGGAUGUCUCUACGACGACGAAGAAAACUGCCCCAACCCCAACCGGCUCCACCGUCGAUGGUGGUCGAAGGAACGUCAGGCGACGAACCAAUCGACCGGUAAAUAAGCGAGAUAAGGAGCGGAUCACGGCGCAACUAUCUGACGUGUCGCUGGACUGAUCGCUUGAUCAGAAGCGGGCCCUUGUGGCCGGAUUGUGUAUUAUACUGUUGAACUGUUGUAAGCGGGAAGGAGCAUGGUAGACGGUUGGUAAACCGUAACUGUCGAAUCGGUGACCAGCACAAGGUGGUUGUAAAUAGU